ACAGAGACAUGGCGGCCGCAGUGUCCGUGAGCUCAGCUGCAAAAGACGAGAAAUCCUACACUGGUGCCAGUUUUACCACCAAUCCACUCUAUAAAAGUUACGAUCAAACAGCCGAACCUGACAACUGGGGGUUUGAAACAGGUAAACACGCCAACUCGGACAACUGCGAUGAGGUUUCGCCGACGGGCAGCGACUGUCUGCGACGGGUAGAUGAUGAGCUGACGGCCCUCAGUCCAGAGGAGAUUGCGAGUCGUUUGGAAAGAAUGAGAAGAGAGUUUUACAAUCGGCGCAAAAUAAUUAUCAAGAAUCUCCCCGCCGAUAUCAGCAAUCAGGAGGUGCAUGAGCUGUUAAGCCACUAUGAUUUAAAGUACUGCUUUGUGGACAAAUACAAAGGGACAGCUUUUGUGACCCUACUGAACGGUGAGCAGGCCCAGUUUGCGAUUAAGGAAUUUCACCAGUAUGUCCUCCGUGAUCGCGAGAUCUCCGUGCAGCUGCAGCCAACUGACGCUUUGCUAUGCAUCGCCAACCUGCCCAGGGCUUUCACCCAGCAACAGUUUGAGGAGCUCGUCCGUCCUUUCGGAAACAUUGAGCGUUGCUUCCUGGUGCACAGUACCGCCACGGGUCACUCAAAGGGCUAUGGCUUUGUGGAGUACAUGAAGAAGGACUCUGCAGCGAGGGCAAAGUCAGAGCUACUUGGGAAGCAGCUUGGGUCACGCAUGCUGUAUGUGCACUGGACAGAGGUUGGCUCGCUCACUUACCCGAUGCUCCACUCGCACUGCCUCUGUGUGGACCGACUACCUCAAAGCAUCCACACCGCUCAGGAUCUCCGCAAUGUGCUUACUGGCAUGCCUGCUCCCAUAUUCUGCCAGCUUGCUCAGGGUCAAGAUUCCAGUUUUCGACGGUUUGCAGUGCUGGAGUUCUCCACGCCAGAUAUUGCUGAAGAAGUGCAGCGCCAGACUAAUGGAAGAGCUUUGGGUGGCACUCCCAUACGGGUGUCCUUCUGUGCACCUGGACCACCUGGAAGGAGCAUGCUAGCCGCCCUCAUUGCUGCACAGACUAUGGCCUUGAACCGAGGGAAAGGUCUCCUCCCUGAGCCCAAUGCCAUGCAAAUCCUUUCCAGCUUGAAUAACCCUGCCACAUUCAAGAUGCUGCUGGCGUCUCUCAAUCCAGGACAGAAACAAGUCGUCUCUCAAUAUGCAGGCCUGCUGGGAGCUGCACCUGCAGUACCUUUGCUGGCUAACCCUGCCCUCUCUGCUGCCUUGAUGCAGAUGUUGCUCCAAAACCAAGUCCAGCAGGCUGGAUUGCUGAGUGAAAAUCCUUUGGCAUCUCUUCCUCUCCAGCAAGGAAUUAAUAUGCUGGGGGAGUUACCUCAAGGUGGGAUUGCUCAAAGUUUGGGCUUUCAGAAUGAGCCUCUUGGGCCCAUCAAACAACCAUCCCUGGGCCGACCACUAGGCAGAGAAAUCGACUCCCCAACCACCCCAAUCGGCUUUCCCCCAACACCCUCUCCUGCAUUGCAGGGAAUGAGCAUGUCCCUAAUGGGUGGCAUGUUGGGAGCAGAUGGGCAAACUCUUCCAGGGGUAUCUCUAUUGGGUGAGCCUCCUAAAGAAGUAUCCCAGAACCCCUUUCUCAGUACUAGUUUAUUCCCAUCUUCAGGUGCCAGCACACGUGUCCACCCCUACAGGAAGAGGACGGCACUAGGCAGCACAUCAAACCAACGCUCAAACCAUAGCAUCCACUCAAACUACAGCCUGCGCUUCCAAGAGUCUUACACACCAGAGUUUCCACCUCUGCACCAGGACCCUUUGGCUCACUUGUAUAAGCAGGAGGAGGCUUUAGAAAAUGCAGCACUUUCCAGCUAUGGAUUGCAGCAGUCCAGACAUGCAUGCUUCAGUGAUCCAGGGUCUCCAUUCAGCUACCCGCCCAGCCCCCCUCAGUCCUCUUAUUUCAGUUUUGGAACCCCUACAAGCAUACCCUCCACCCAGCUCAAUAAGGCUGUAGGAAUGCCACCAAUGACUCCUUCCAGUAUAUUUUCUGCCGCACCUGGUGCUGGAAUGAAGACUCCUAUCGGUGGACAGAAGCGUCUGUUCUCCCAUCUCAUCCCAUCUCCAGAGCCCAGUCCGGAAGGUGGCUAUGUAGGUCAGCACUCUCAGGGUCUCGGGGGCCACUAUGCCGACUCCUACCUGAAACGCAAGCGCAUCUUUUAACCAGCAUUUAGGGCUUCCUCUGAACCAACAGUUUUAAGGAAUGGCACCGAAUGAACACCCCCUUUAAAUGUGUUUGUGUGUGAGAGAGGGUGAAAUGGAGAGAUAGGCCUCGCAGGAACCUCUGAAGGACCCUGAAGCUUGGAUUAUCAUGCGUCAAGUUUAAGUUUGUGUAUAUAAUUUCAAUGCCUUUUUGUAAAUAGUUGUUUUAUUUUGUUGUUUUAUUUGCCUUUUUAAUUUAGUUUUAUUUAUUUUUUUGUAAACCCAAAGAUCCAACAGUCAACACAAUGAAAGGAAAGGGUUUCCUCCCCCUGUUGGUCAGAAUAGACCAAUUUUGUAGGCUUUUUGUUUCCCUUUUCAUUGUUUAUUUUUAAUUUGAAUUAAGCAGGACAAUAGCCUUUUUUCAGCUAUGCCUCUUGUCAGUUGUGUAUAUAGUUAAGUAGUCAGAAAUGGCUCCCCCAUAUCAAACUUGUCCACUCAUUUACUAGUCUAAUGCCAAGCCUAAUAUGCUUGAAUAUUGCGUAUCUGUGCAGAGGAAAUGGUAGCCGUCUAUACUGUUCUGUAAGUUAACUGUCUUUGUCUUUUUGGGGAGCUCUGAUGCUGGUUUAAUUUUAGUUUUAGCUCAAAUUUCCCCCCACCACCACCUUGCACCGUAUUUGUGUUGCACUACUUUCAUUCCUCCAUCCUAUAUAAAAGAGUCAGGGUUUUCUGAGCUGAAUGUUUAAGUGUUGCACUUGGAGGAUAAUGUAUCAUGUAUCUUCAUCCUUUUCGUCACCUGUAAUGGUCUAUUUCAGCCUUGUUCAGGCUAGUUCUUGGGUUUUGCCUGCUCUCCCACCUCUCUUCCCUCUUACGGUGUUCAAUCUGCACAGUUUGCUGUUGCAAAGAGUUAACAUUUUUGCCGUCACAUAAGAAGCCCCAGCUGGUUGGAGAUGGAGUAUGGUGCGCCAUUCUCCCCUCACCAGGCUCAAAGUACUACUAAAAGCUCAGUAUGACAGCUGUUGCUUCUGUAACUCCCAUGUCAAACUCCCAUGUCAAUGUCUUGUUCUUUUGUACAGUACCUCUCCUCUGCAGUCCAGUAGAGGGAGCCAGUUAACUUUUAAAGGGAUAGUUCACCCUAAAAUUGACAAUUACUUAACCCUCAUGUUCCAAACCCAGUAGGGUAAAUUAUAUAACAUUUUGGUGAACUAUCCAUUUAAGGUGGCAACCGCCUGCUUUUUUUUUUUUAUUUAUUUUUCCCCCCCCCAUGUCUUUUUAAAUGCGAGCCAACAGUCUGAAACAGGCCGGACCUGUGCCCCAGUGUGACAUUAAUUUUACCGUCAUAACUGUGACUACAUUUCAUCUUUGUGGGUUUGCUGUCACCCUGAGGGGAAGGAGCUUCUGCAGACUGGAAUGUGAUUGACGUAUGAUUGAGUACUUGGUCUGUGUGUGACUUAUUAAUCUGGUUGACAUUUUGAUUUGUGAUAACCCAUUACCUCUGACAUGUACUGCGGCUUACAGUGGAACCCAGAGUUACUUGUGUACUAAAAAUGGCAGUGUUUACUGUAAUCUCUUCCCACUGUGAGCCUUAACUACAUUUAACGUUUGUUCAUUUGCGGUGUACACGCUUGAGCUAGAUUUAUAUUUCUCUGGAGUCUUGAACUCGUGUUCUUACAUUUCUUCUAGUCUGUAAUGAUAUCAAAAUUGCUGCUCUAUAUUUUGUGUGUAUCCAUUUGAGUGAAAUUGCACAGUGCAGUAUCUUGUAAAUGAUUUUUCAUGUGCGAUGUGUGGUAAGGGCUGCUGCUGUGUAAAAUGAACUGAAACUUUCACAUUAUUCAUCUGUUAAAUGAACGCUUCAUCAAUCAUUCUUUCCUUGUACAGCUCUACUGAUUUGUUUUUGUGACAUUUGAACAAGUAAAUGUUAUUUAAGUUCUCUUUCAUGAAGUUUUGUGGUGAAUUAAAUAUACAUAUAUGCA
Molecule: messenger RNA, 4153 nt
Organism: Xyrauchen texanus (razorback sucker)
Lineage: Eukaryota; Metazoa; Chordata; Actinopteri; Cypriniformes; Catostomidae
Product: ribonucleoprotein PTB-binding 1-like
Exons: 14
Coding region: 9-2204 (731 amino acids)
Molecular function (GO): RNA binding
Source: RefSeq, a predicted model, not a curated record